AUGGACCUAAAGGAUGGCCCCGUCCUGGAACCUCCUAACCCGCAGCUCCAAUCUCGCUCGACAUCCCCGGGCACUCUUGAAUCCAAGCAGGAGAACCCCAUUGCGGGCUCUGACCACCGCACGUCGCUUAGCAUCAACUACCUGCCGUCCAAGUUCUCGAAGACGGUGCUUUCGGGUGGGCCGAAGCGGCGCAAGGUAUGGAAGAGCACCGAGAUCAUGUUGCCGAAACGUGGAGGCGGACGCGAGGCAUUCAGAAGUGACGAAGCGCGCAUGCCCGACGGGGGCGACGAUGACUACAACGGUAUAGUGCUCAGAUCCAAUGAGGGUGGACGGAAAUCCAAGCCUCGCUGGAACAGGUUUAAAUGGGCUUUGUUCCUGACAAAUAUCUUGUUCACGAUCUACUCCAUUGGUGGCCUCAUCUUCUGUCUCCUUAUCUGGUUCAAUGACCUCCCAAACGCCGCCAUCAUCCGCCUCGCCAACCACACUGAGCUUAUCCUCAGCACGUUCGCCGCCUCACUCGGAAUCCUCACUGCACUUAUUGGACACUCCGGCGUGCUCCUCAACAACCGCACGUUCCUCGCCGUGUACUGCACCCUCCUCUUCGCGUGUUUCGCGCUGCUCGUCGCGCCGGGUUACACUGCGUACAAGCGGCGCGCGUUUGAUCUCGAGGGCAAGAUCAACGAACAGUGGUCGCGCGACCUCGGACUUACCGGGCGGCUCGUUGUGCAGGACCAGCUUCACUGCUGCGGAUACUUCAGCCCGUUUGUUGAGGCAACUGUGAGCGCGACGUGCUAUGCACGGAGCGUCCUCCCCGGAUGCAAGGCUCCGUACCUGCGUUUCGAGAGAAAGGUACUUGAGUGGUGGUAUACGGUCGUAUUCGCGCUUGUCCCCGCGCAGAUAUUCGUCAUGGUCGCUGGUCUACUGUGCUCGAACCACGUUACAUACAGAUUUGGGAAGGGAAUGAUGCCGAAGGCGUACCGUCUGGAUGCGGACAGUCUAACAUUCAUCAUGCAAAACUAUGCGAGCCAAUUGGCAGAACAGUACGGCAAAGAAGUCGCCAAGGACGUUGUGGCCCGUUCGAGAUCGACUCUCCAGCUCGACGCGAUCCCUAUGGUACGCUACUCUGGAAACUCAUCCUCGACGUCUACGGCCAGCAUGCUUGUCAGCUCUUCAAGGAGAGCCUCAAAUAUAAUUUGAAGAGCUCCAGUGACACCUCUGGAGGGUAUAAACCCCUUUGCAGAGCCAUAGAGUGCCUUCAGGUUCUCCGAGAAUACCGUCAAGUUUCGGAGGUCGAAGAUUAUUUGACUACUACAUCUCAUGUUUCCCUUCUUGCCACCCGUUUUACGAUAUUAUCCUAGCCCUCUUCUAACUUUGUGUAAACUCUUCUUCAACUUUCGACCAUGAGGCUUUGGGAAUGUCCAUGCAGGGGUGAUUGAAAUGCAGCAGUAACAAGUUGGUAACAAUGAAACCC
This is a messenger RNA of Laetiporus sulphureus 93-53, 1471 nucleotides long. RefSeq lists its product as uncharacterized. The record is from RefSeq and is a predicted model, not a curated record. NCBI's taxonomy places the organism in Eukaryota, Fungi, Basidiomycota, Agaricomycetes, Polyporales, Laetiporaceae. Bases 1 to 1197 code for a protein of 398 amino acids. The transcript has 3 exons. Gene Ontology annotation, cellular component: membrane.